Aedes aegypti (yellow fever mosquito) is the source of this 828-nucleotide messenger RNA. Its product is annotated as proteasome assembly chaperone 4. The transcript has 2 exons. Gene Ontology annotation, biological process: proteasome assembly. The coding region runs from base 263 to 628 and encodes 121 amino acids. The record is from RefSeq and is a predicted model, not a curated record. NCBI's taxonomy places the organism in Eukaryota, Metazoa, Arthropoda, Insecta, Diptera, Culicidae.
AGGACCACGUAAGCAGACGGAUGGAUUUUGGAUCCGGAAUUCUUGGUUGCCGCUUUGAUCCUGCCGUGAUCGAGAUUCAGGAAGUUGGGUUCGGGAACCGUUACUACAUCUGGCGACGAGGUGAAAGCAAGACGCGUUGCGAUUGUGUCGUUUUUUUGUGGUGUUUGGAGGUGUUUCCGAAGCCUGGAAACCGAAAACAUUGUGAAAAAGUGAAGUGGUUUCGUUUUGUUUUAAUAUUGUUGGGAAGGUAGAUCUCUUCGCAAUGGCCGCUACCCUUAAACCAAACUUCACCUCCCAUCUGUGCAGCGUUGAAGUGUGCGAAGUGCGGUACAACAUUCGAAUUCUCAAAAUGAAGGACUCGGUCUUCAUCUACAUCGGUGAACACAACGCAGAGAACUUUGACGAACUGUCGAUGGCCAUGCUGAUGCCAACCUCGAACGAAAUGCUAUCGACCACCAUCAUGGGAGAGCCGGUUGGGGCCGGAUCGGAAGAACUGGCCCAGAAGUUGUCCAAAAAGCUGAAGAAACAGGUCUACCUGAGUGCCAACGUGCCCAACGAUAGAAUAGUGCGACCAACACUGGAACAGAAGCUGUUCGAAGAGAUCAACAACAAUCGGGAGUGCUUCUGAUGUAGGAAAGGGUGUCGUCGUGGGAAUUGAUGCUGCCGUCAUCCAGAAGACUAAGCAUUUUCUGUUAUACUGAGUAUGCUGUACCUUCGGAAUCCGAAUAUUUAAAAGGCUUUUUACGUAAACUGCUUCAAUGCAAAUAUGCUGUGGUAGAAAAAUAAAGAACUUUUGUUUCUGCUUGACCAAUGGGUCGUUCUAUAUUU